AUGAGUGCCACAAAGGCGCAGUCUCAGAAGAUUUUUGAGAAACUUAAGCUAAAAACUGCAAAUAAGAUAUGCUUCGAUUGCGGCUCUAAAAAUCCUACUUGGUCGUCCGUCCCAUUCGGAAUAUACCUGUGUCUGGAUUGCUCUGCGCAUCACCGUAACCUGGGCGUCCAUAUCUCCUUUGUUCGUUCCACAAACCUCGACCAAUGGCAAUGGGAGCAACUCCGGGUUAUGAAAGUCGGUGGAAACGAGUCUGCUACGAAAUACUUCCAAUCGAACGGAGGAUCCGCCGCUCUGGCUAGCAAAGACCCCAAAGUCAAGUACACCUGCAAUGCUGCCGUUAAGUACAAGGAAGAGUUGAAGAGACGCGCCGCUGUCGAUGCACAGCAGUACCCCGAUGAGGUUGUGAUUACAGAUGUCCCCGCUGAAACCGGCUCGAACGGUUCUAGCACACCUGCUGGUGAUGGUGACGAUGAUUUCUUCUCCUCCUGGGAUAAACCAGCUAUCAAGCGCCCUAGCAACCCUCCUUCUCGUACCGGUACCCCACCAGUUGUCAGCCGCACUGCCUCUCCCUUCCUGAAUGCAGGCGCCAACGGCUCUCGUUCGAAAUCUCCACUUUCAGCUUCUGAUAAGGAAUCUGCGUCACCUGCGCCGGCUGCUAUUCGGGCCACCGCCACCGUUCGGAAAACUCCCGCGACAGCGGCUGGAAAGAAGGGCAGUGUUCUCGGUGCGAAGAAGGCGCCUAAGCUUGGCGCAAAGAAGAUCGGGGGCGGCGAGGUGAUUGAUUUCGAAGAGGCUGAGAGGAAGGCUAAGGAGGAAGCUGAACGCAAAGAGAAACUGGGCUAUGAUCCUGAAGCUGAGGAGGCAGAAGCUAAAGCCAAGACCCCUAGCGCCAGUGCCGCUGCCAUUGCCUCACCUACUCCUAUUAAUCCCAGCGGGGGAAGCUUUGGCGCCACGAGAACCUCGCAGGAGAGGAACUCUAGCGAUGUCGAGCGCCUUGGAAUGGGCAUGGGAAGACUCGGAUUUGGCCAGACCUUUAGCUCAAAACCCGCGGCUGCUCCUGCUCCCAAGAAGCUGGGAUUCGGAUCUGUGGGCUCUCCCAAAUCUGCAGAAGAUGAGGAGGAACUUCGCCAAGCAAAGUCCAGAUUCGGCGCUCAGAAGGGUAUCUCGUCCGAUGAGUUCUUCGGACGCGAUCGAUUCGACCCCACCGCACAGGCUGAAGCUAAGGAACGCCUUAGUCAAUUUGAUGGUGCCACCGCUAUUUCCAGCAACUCUUACUUCGGUCGACCCGAGGAUGAUUAUCCCGCUGUUGAUGACACCUACGGCGAUCUCGAGUCCGCCGCCAAGGACUUUGUGCGCCGAUUCGGUAUCACCGCCGGUGAUGAUCUCGAGAACCUGACCCACAUUGUGGGAGAAGGCGCCGUCAAGCUUCAAGGCGCUAUCCGCAGCUACCUUAACAACUAG
Molecule: messenger RNA, 1461 nt
Organism: Aspergillus ochraceoroseus IBT 24754
Lineage: Eukaryota; Fungi; Ascomycota; Eurotiomycetes; Eurotiales; Aspergillaceae
Product: ADP-ribosylation factor GTPase-activating protein
Exons: 6
Coding region: 1-1461 (486 amino acids)
Biological process (GO): COPI coating of Golgi vesicle
Molecular function (GO): GTPase activator activity
Source: RefSeq, a predicted model, not a curated record